AUGCUCUUACAUCACACUACAGGAAUGAUUGAUCUUUGGUAUAAUCGACCGAAGUUUAGUUCGAAUGCAUCGUGGAAUUCAAGCGCUAUCACCUUUGCCAAUCAAUCUACAUUUGGUCGUUUCCCUCGCGGACUAUUUGUCGACAUAAGUAACACUAUCUACGCAGGUAGCUGGUUGAACAAUAUUGUUAAAGUAUGGUAUCAUGGAAGCUCAACUUCCGUAAGGACUAUUACAAAUGAUAUUAAUUUUCCUUAUGGUCUGUUUGCAUCGAAAGAUGGUGAUAUUUAUAUUGAUAAUGGUGCUCGAAAUCGUCGAGUCGACAAAUGGACGCCAAAUGCAACGCAUAGUUCAAGUGUGAUGACUAUUAGUAAUCCAUGCUGGAGCCUCUUUAUUGACACCAACAAUUCGCUUUAUUGUUCCCUGGAACGGUCACAUCAAGUAGUUAAAGUUGAUCUAAGUAGCAAUUCUAUGAUACCAAUCAAAGUCGCUGGUAAUGGUACUGCUGGAUCGACACCAUCAUUACUUAAUGAGCCAAACGGAAUCUUUGUUGAUACAGACUUUACUUUGUAUGUGGCAGAAUGUGGUAAUAAUCGAAUUCAACGUUUCAAUCUUGGUGAUCCAAAUGGAACCACCGUAGUAGGAAGUACUGCACCUAAAACUAUUUCACUUAAAUGUCCAACUAGUGUUAUACUCGAUGGUAAUGGAUUCCUAUUUAUCAUGGAUAGUCGUAACAAUCGUAUUAUUGCACAGAAUUCUCUGGGAUUUCAAUGUAUUGCUGGUUGUUCAGGUACCGGUGGAUCAGAACCAAAUCAACUCAGUAAUGCUCAAUACAUAGCAUUUGAUACUUAUGGUAAUAUAUUUGUAACUGACUAUAACAAUCACCGAAUUCAAAAGUUCAUUAUAAUAUCCAAUACUCUCACAACAACAACUACGACAACAACAACAACAAGAACAACAGCAGAAAUAACAACAACAGAUAUGAUAACGUCAACAGUAAAAAAUAGUGCUCCCACUAAGAUGGCUAUCAAUGUACUAUCAUCUCUUUCUUGUCUCUGUCUUAUAUUCUUUGUCUUUUAA
This is a messenger RNA of Adineta ricciae, 1077 nucleotides long. NCBI's taxonomy places the organism in Eukaryota, Metazoa, Rotifera, Eurotatoria, Adinetida, Adinetidae. The record is from the annotation of a GenBank genome assembly.